This is a messenger RNA of Cyphomyrmex costatus, 1312 nucleotides long. Its product is annotated as protein ABHD11. Lineage: Eukaryota; Metazoa; Arthropoda; Insecta; Hymenoptera; Formicidae. Gene Ontology annotation, molecular function: carboxylic ester hydrolase activity. The transcript is spliced from 4 exons. Gene Ontology annotation, biological process: lipid metabolic process. Gene Ontology annotation, cellular component: mitochondrion. The record is from RefSeq and is a predicted model, not a curated record. The coding region runs from base 352 to 1305 and encodes 317 amino acids.
GACAAAAGUAUUGCAAAAUAGUUGUCUUGAAUCAUCGAUUUCGACGAAAUUAUAAAUCUACAUAUUUAUACAGUAACGCUUAAUAUAUAUCCGCCUUAACUCAUUCUGGUUCAUGAAAUUAUGACUGAAUCAUUGAACUGCACUGAACUAAAAUGUAUACUGUAAAUUGGCGAAGAGGGAAGAUUAAAGAAUGCCGAAGAAAGUUAUCUUACAAUCUCGAUAUGCGUGAGCGCGCUGAAUCAUUUUUGGAUAUCAAGAAUUUAUAAAUAGCAAUUAUGCGCGCUAUCAGAGGCCUCUGUGAUUGUUAGAUAAAGAAGAUACGUGCGAGUGUAUUGGUAUCCGACUAUAAUAAUGAUAGGUCAAAAUUUAUCAGUGCUCCUUCCGUGGAAGAAGCCCACCUUGCAUCGCUCGAUUAAGAAUCUGCAUUCCUCCUGUCGCCAAUGUUUGCGCAGCAAUCUGUUAUUAACCGUGCCAGUAAAACUCGCUUACACUUCGUACGAGUCGGUGAAGGAACAUGAACCAGAUACGAAAGAACCUAUUAUUAUAAUGCACGGUCUCUUUGGCUCAAAAAACAAUUGGAACUCACUGUCGAAGGCGAUCCAUCAAAAGACUAAACGCAAGGUCAUUGCGGUGGAUGCCAGAAAUCAUGGUGAUUCUCCACAUUCAUCGAACAUGUCGUACAAGGAUAUGGCAGGGGAUAUGAUUCAACUUUUAAACGACCUAGGUUUUGAGAGAGCUGUCUUAGUUGGCCAUAGUAUGGGUGGUUCGGCCGUUAUGUAUACCGCAUUAAAUUUUCCACAAUAUGUUGAGAAAUUGGUGGUUGUUGAUAUGUCUCCUGUAAGAGCUAGUCCUAAUCUUAUGCAGAUGGAAAGGAUCUUCGAAGCCAUGCGUUUGGUGAUGGUGGAUGGAAGUCUCACUCUGUCAAAGGCACGCAAAACAGUGGAUCAACAACUGUCCAAGUCUAUUAAAUCUGACUCGAUGCGUCAGUUCAUACUGACGAAUUUGGUGGAAGCAGAUGCAGGAAAAUACAAAUGGCGAGUUAAUUUGCCAGUACUGGAGCAGGCAUUCUCGACUCAAAUAGCUGUAUUUCCUAAUAUAAACUCGAAGAUCUAUGGUGGCCCUACAUUAUUCAUAGGCGGUGCUAAUAGUGAUUAUAUUCAGAUGAAAGAUCAUAACGCAAUCAAGAAGCUGUUUACCAUGGCAGAAUUUCAUUAUAUUGAUGGAGCGAGUCACUGGGUCCAUGCAGAUAAGCCUAGCGAAUUCGUCGAUCUUUUAACAACUUUUAUAAAUUACUCAAUCUUAUGAUACUUGU